GUCUUCUUCUUCCUCCUUCCUGGUUCCUACUCACAAGUCACAAAUAUAUAUUCAUACAUACAAAUCAACAGCAUAGGCACAUUAAUAAGUUUUGAUAGAAAAGAAAACAAAAUGGGUUUUCGUGGGAAAUUCUUCUUCCCAGUUCUCAUGACUACUCUAUCGUUAUUUCUAAUAAUCAGAUACACCUACAUAGUCUCCGGUGAUCCUCCUCUCCAGCAAGAUCUCCCUGGACGCCGGUCAUUUCCUUCUGGAGAUGACGUCAUAUUUUCCGUCAAGACUCCGUCGAAGAAGACCAAGAAACUUUUUCACACCGCGGUCACAGCCACCGACUCCGUGUAUAGCACGUGGCAGUGUCGGAUCAUGUACUAUUGGUACGAUAGGUUCAGGGACGAACCCGGUUCGGAGAUGGGAGGAUAUACCCGGAUCUUACAUUCAGGUCGACCCGAUGGGCUCAUGGAUGAGAUCCCUACCUUUGUUGCUAACCCUCUUCCAUCUGGUGUUGAUCAGGGAUAUGUAGUUCUAAAUAGGCCUUGGGCGAUUGUGCAAUGGCUUCAACAAGCACAUAUAGAGGAAGAUUACAUUCUUAUGGCGGAACCUGAUCAUAUUAUAGUUAAACCAAUACCAAACCUAGCCAGAGGCAGUAUGGGGGCUGCGUUUCCCUUUUCAUAUAUUGAACCCAAGAAAUAUGAACUGGUUCUCCGCAAAUUCUUCCCCAAGAAGAAUGGCCCGAUAUCGAGAAUCAACCCCAUUGGUAACUCUCCAGUGAUAGUCUCUAAGAAUGCAUUGAUGAAAAUUGAUCCAACAUGGAUGAACGUUUCUUUAGCUAUGAAGAAUGACCCACAAACAGAUAACACUUUUGGUUGGGUCCUUGAAAUGUAUGCCUAUGCUGUUUCUUCGGCGUUACACGGUGUGAGCAACAUUCUACACAAAGACUUCAUGAUUCAGCCUCCUUGGGACACUGAAACAAAUAACACGUACAUCAUACAUUACACUUACGGCUGUGAUUUUGACAUGAAGGGAAAUGUAAUGCAUGGGAAGAUCGGAGAAUGGAGAUUCGAUAAACGGUCUUACGGGGAUAAACCGCCUCCAAGAAAUCUCACACACACACACACACAUUUUAGACCAAAAAAAAAAAAAGAAAUCUCACAUUGCCACCCCAAGGUGUUCCUGAGAGUGUGGUGACAUUGGUGACAAUGGUGAACGAAGCUACGACUAAUAUUCCUAACUGGGCAUCCUAAAAGAUUUUUCUUAAAAAAAAAAGCAAUACUACAUUCCUUUACCCUGUUCCAUAGUUUUUACUAUUCAAAUAUUGAAUUACAAUUUUGAAUUUUUUUGAAUAGCUGUUAGAGAAUGGUAACCUGCUUCACAAUCAAUCAUACCAAAACUUUAUAUCGCAAAACAAAA
This is a messenger RNA of Eruca vesicaria subsp. sativa (arugula), 1404 nucleotides long. Lineage: Eukaryota; Viridiplantae; Streptophyta; Magnoliopsida; Brassicales; Brassicaceae. The record is from the annotation of a GenBank genome assembly.